Messenger RNA from Vanrija pseudolonga, 1576 nucleotides. Its product is annotated as putative guanine deaminase. Gene Ontology annotation, biological process: guanine metabolic process. Gene Ontology annotation, cellular component: cytosol. Gene Ontology annotation, molecular function: guanine deaminase activity; zinc ion binding. The coding region runs from base 107 to 1471 and encodes 454 amino acids. The record is from RefSeq and is a predicted model, not a curated record. Lineage: Eukaryota; Fungi; Basidiomycota; Tremellomycetes; Trichosporonales; Trichosporonaceae. The transcript has 3 exons.
CACACUUAUCCUUGUUCCGCCCGCUGUUGCUCCGACGAUAUCGGACAAGCAAAGUACAAGUAGUGCAACCCUCACGCACGCCGAUGUGCGCGUUGCUCCUCUCACCAUGACGCAGAACGGGUUGCUCGACGCGAGUAGCAGCAGCAGGGGCACGAGCACUGCAACAGCAUACCACGGCCCCGUGGUACACAGUCUCAGCCUGACGCAGCUCGAGGUCCUGCCCAGCGCUUUACUCGUCGUCUCCGACGGCCGCGUCGUUUCGCUCGACAAGGAUGUCGCGCGCGCCGAUGUGUCGCACUUGCUCGCCUCGCGAGGCGUCAGCGCGGACAUCGUGCACGUCGACGAGGGGUUCCUCUGCCCCGGGCUGAUAGACACACAUACCCACGCACCCCAGUACCCCAACAACGGCCUCGGCGGGUCGCUCGAGCUCCUCCCCUGGCUCCAGACGCUCACCUUCCCGCUCGAGACGCGCUUCUCCGACCUGACGCUCGCGCGGCGCAUCUUCUCGCAGGUCAUCGACCGCACACUGGCCGCAGGCACCACAACGUCGUGCUACUACUCGACGCUACACGUCGACGCCAGCGUUCUCCUGGCGCAGCUGUGCGCCGAGGCGGGGCAGCGCGCGUUCGUCGGGCGGUGCAGUAUGAACCGCUUCUGCUCGGACGACUACGUCGAGGCGUCCACCGCCUCCUCGAUGGCGAGCACCAAGGCGUUCCUCGCGCAGGUGUCCUCGCUCCCCUCCAUCGUCAAGCCGAUCCUCACCCCGCGCUUCGCUAUCAGCUGCACGCCCGACCUCCUCUCGGCGCUCGGCGAGCUGGCCGCGCAGACGGGCCUGCCGAUCCAGACCCACAUCGCGGAGAACACGUCCGAGUGUGCCGAGAUCCGCCGCCUGUUCCCCGCUUCUGCGACCUAUGCAGGCGUGUACGCCGCCCACGGGCUGCUGACGCCGCGCACGAUCCUCGCGCACGCCGUGCACCUCGACGACGCGGAGCGCGAUGUGAUCGCCUCGCACGGCGCAGGCAUCUCGCACUGCCCCGCGUCCAACACCAACCUCAACUCUGGCGCGGCGCGCGUGCUCGACAUGCUCGCGCACGGCAUCAAGGUCGGGCUGGGGAGCGACUGCUCGGGCGGGUGCAGCCUCGGCAUCCUGCCGCAGAUCCGGGACGCGCGGACCGUCUCGCGCAGCCUCGCGUUCGAGGGGCUCGCGGAGCGCGGGCUCAGCAUUGCCGAGCUGUUCCACAUGGCUACCCUCGGCGGCGCGAGCCUGUGCGGGUUCGACGACGUGGGUAACUUUGCCCCUGGGGCCCAGUUUGACGCGCUCUGGGUGAAGCCCCGCAGCCCCGGCAUGUGGGUCGAGGACGGCGAGGCAGUCGAAAGCGUGUUUGAGAAGUGGCUCUUCACGGGGGACGACCGCGACAUUGCGACGGUGUGGGUACAGGGCCGGCGCGUGGCGGGCGCCGAGAAGGCAUAAGGGGGAAGUAGGCAUCACGAGUUGUAUACGUCUCUACAACAUAGAACUACAUGCACACCAGUACACUAAAACUCGCUGUCGAGCGGGCGGAGGCGCGGCGUGCGG